This is a messenger RNA of Wasmannia auropunctata (little fire ant), 3500 nucleotides long. Its product is annotated as poly(A) RNA polymerase gld-2 homolog A-like. Gene Ontology annotation, molecular function: poly(A) RNA polymerase activity. The coding region runs from base 1270 to 3246 and encodes 658 amino acids. The transcript has 11 exons. Lineage: Eukaryota; Metazoa; Arthropoda; Insecta; Hymenoptera; Formicidae. Gene Ontology annotation, cellular component: cytosol. The record is from RefSeq and is a predicted model, not a curated record.
ACGUCACACUGCCGUCAGUGCCGCCUCGUGGUCGAGUUGUCAAGCACGUGAAACGAGGGGGAUCCGUCCAUUACUUCGGAGAUUUGAAAAUUUGAAACGUCUAACGAGAAUUUGUUGCGUGCGACGAUUUGUGUUGGUAUUGGUAGUCACGGGCACGGACGCGUGGGGUGCGAAUCGGCGGAGGCACUCAUCGUCGACGGGACGGACGCUCUCCGAGAGGAUCCAGCCGCUAAGUUGAGAGAUCGAGCGACAGCAAUCACGAUAAACUAUCCUCUGAUUGCGUCGAAUCCUCCGAUCGCGCGUUUCGAACGCGCUGCACAAUCGCAGACACGGCCCGGAAUUGGAAGGUAGUUUUUCCGCAAGUUUCCCUGAGUCCGUCUGAGGGCAAAUUAUAGGGCAACAUGGCGAUUACGGCCAGGAGAUUGUAAUAGAACAAUUGUAAAUUGUAUCAUGUACACGAUCUAAAACUCUGAAAGAGAGAGAGAGAGAGAGAGAAAGAGGGAGAAAGAAAAAGAGAGAUAAAUAAAAUAAAAUAAAGGCACAUUAAAUCUCAAAUGACGAAAAUGAUGAAAAUGUUUGGAGACUAAGCUUUAGAAGCAUAUAUUUUGCACAGGCAAAGUUGUAUAUGUAAAAUUAAUAUAAGUAAUUAAUAGUUGAUUAGAAAUAUACACAGGCUGUUUCGUUUGGUUCAUAUGAAUUUUUCCUUAACACAGUGCUGUGUCACAUGUACAUAAAAUUAUUCAUUAAAUGCAGUUAUUCAUUCACAUUACAAUUUUUUUUUACAACUCUGUACAUUUCACAUGCAUACAUAUUUAUUAAUUCUAUGACAAGAGAUAGACAGAGUAAAUUGUAGUGUUACAUUAUUUCUGAAUUCCUAAUUUCGUUAUGAUAUAGUCUCAUCUCCUUACAUUACAGCUGAAUUAUUAUAUACAUAUCUGUUGUGAAAUUUUAGAUUUACAUAGUAGAAUCUUAAAAGAUACAACAUAAUAUCUUGCAAAACUGCAUUAUAAAAAAGAUAUAUAUAAAAGAAAAAGAAAUAAAGAAAAAUAAGAAGCUUGAAGCUUUUCUAAGUGUACAUGUAAAUAUGUGUACAUUUAUUUGAUGAAAUAUCAAUUAUUGCAAGAUACAUUUAACAAUAAUAAUAUUACGUGCCUUAAUAAAUAUAUUGCUACAAAUAUUUAUGAGUGCCAUUAAGUGCAUAUUACUACAUUAAGAAUCAAAUAAACAAUCUAAAAGAGAGAUCUAAUAUCUUGUAUACCUAUUUUGACUAUGUAUCAUUCAUUUCGUCCAUCACAAAUGAUGGUACAAAUAAUGGGAACACACCAAACAAAUGGACAAUGUCCACCAGCACAAAGUCAUACCCUGCAUAUUAAUGGUGUAAACGCAUUACAUCAGUCUGAUUUCCCACAAUAUGGUUCGAAUAUUUCUGGACACAACAGACAUCGUACGAUACAGACAGGAUCUCCAUUGGAUUUAUUACAAUUAAUAGGAGUCGAUGUUCCAUCAAUACGACGAGUAGAUUACAUGCAAUCAAACAAUAAUUCAUCUUCUGUAAAUUGGGAAAGACGCAUAAAUACAUCCAGCAACUCAAUUAUACCAUUCACAAACUAUAAUUACAAGCCAACAAAUACUACAAAUACUAAUUCGACAAAGAAACCAAGCUGGAAUAACAGAAAUAGCAGACGGAGUUCAUACAGAAAUUUCUCAAAAUACGAGGCUUAUAAUAGUGAUAGUGGGUUUAGUUCUCGUUCACCAACACCAAACAAACAUUAUAUUGACAAUAGUUUAAUAGAAUCUUCAGAUGAACGAGAUUCUACGAGUUCAGUAAGAGGACAGUGGUUAAACAAAAAGCAUCAUAAACAGCCAGAUAAUAGAGCAUAUAACACAGCAAAUGGCUUAAUUUCAAGUGCAUCUGCACAUCAGUUUUAUCCAACCCAACGACCCAAGGAUAAUUAUGAUACUUCCAAUUCUACUUCGAGAUCGCACGUACAAAAUUAUCAGAAUAGAAGAAGAUAUUUAUCAGGCAAAAAUGAAAAUACACCUUCACAAAGAUAUGUGCGAAAUCGUAAAUAUUCUGAAGCACCGAAUUACGAUAGGUUUCCUGGAUGUAUUGCAGCGCCUGAUAGAUUUCUUGCUAGAUCUCAUUCAGUACAAGUAACAUCUGUACCGAAAAAUCUUCUCACUGGAUCAUCAUGGGAUGAUCUGUCCGAACAAGUUUGGCGUAAAUUUAUUGCACAUCAACAAACCGAAACUACAUAUAAAAAGAAAAUGAUGCUUUGGAAGCAUCUUAAUACAUAUAUUAAGACUAUAUAUCCAAAUUAUGGAGUGUUUUUGGUUGGGUCAACAAUGAAUGGGUUUGGUUCAAAUGAUAGCGACGUCGAUGCGUGUCUUUUAGUGAAACACACAGAACUGGACGUGAGAUGUAUAGCUAUAGAACAUUUAGUGGAAGUGCUAAAACAUCUUAAACAAAGUGAUUUUGUUGAACAACUCGAUAUUAUACAUGCAAAAGUGCCCAUUAUAACAUUCCUUGAUGCAGCACAAAAAUUUAAAGUUGAUUUGAAUUGUAACAAUUCUGUUUCCAUCAAGAACACUCAUCUACUAUAUUGUUAUUCCAAACUUGAUUGGAGAGUAAAACCUUUGGCGCUUGUUGUCAAACUUUGGGCUCAAUGGCAUCAUAUCAAUAAUCCAAAAUGUAGGACACUGUCUAGUUACUCUCUGGUCCUUAUGGUUAUACAUUUUUUACAAUGUGGUACCAAUCCUCCUGUUCUGCCAUGCUUGCAUUCAAUGUUUGCAAACAAAUUUAAGUCGGACGCGAAUAUUUAUAAUAUCGAUAUUCAUGAGGAUUUGAACAUUUCAUCAUCCAAUCGUUUACCUGAGAACCAUCAGUCCCUUGGGGAAUUACUAUUUGAAUUUUUCAAAUAUUAUGUGGAAUUUGACUUUGACCAGUACGCGAUAUCUGUACGUUCAGCAAGCAAAAUACCGAAAGAGGAUUGUCGUAUGGCACAGUCAUCUAAAAAUGAUCCUUAUCAAUGGAAAUAUCUGUGUAUUGAAGAGCCAUUUGACUUGACUAAUACAGCUAGAUCAGUUUUUGAUCCGGACAUGUUCUCUAAAAUCAUAUUCAUAUUAAAUCUUACGUAUUCAAGACUCAAGCGAAGGUAUAAUUUAAAUGAUGUGUUUGGCGAGAUGCGUCUAAUGAUGAUCGGUACCGAUUGGGUGCUAAUGUUAGAUGAUAAUGACGAAGAAUGAGAGAGAUAAGAUCGUCUUGUGCGAUCCUGUUUAGUACCUUGUGAUAUUAAGCCUUAUUUUUAAAUAACUAAUAAUAUUUGCAAGGUAUAAAGAUAUCCUUUGUUUAAGAUCCUAUUUUUCCUUUUUUGAAGGAUUUUGAAAUCACAAAUACGCAAUCAGGAUGUUACAUAUAUAGUUAAUAAUACGUUGUAUGUAAUUAUUAUUAACUGUACUUGUAACAUCUUGGAGGAAAUGUUGCUAUCUGCAUUUACUAA